This is a messenger RNA of Lactuca saligna, 924 nucleotides long. The record is from the annotation of a GenBank genome assembly. NCBI's taxonomy places the organism in Eukaryota, Viridiplantae, Streptophyta, Magnoliopsida, Asterales, Asteraceae.
AUGCAGAUGAUAGAUUAUCUAUGCGAAGAGUUGAUUGUUGAAAUAUUUACAAGACUACCACCGAAAUCCCUCCUCCGAUUUAGAUUACUCUCUAAAUCAUUAUAUACAUGUAUUUCUAGUCCCCAGUUCAUACGCUUGCACACAUUCCGAUCCCCACAAAAAAUCCGCUUCACGCAUGAAAAUAUUGACAAUAAUAAAAUAGCAGAAGUCGUUUAUACAUUACACGGAGAAGACGAAUUGCCCUUGUGUUUGUGUCCCAAACCUGGAUAUAUUGGUAUAACAACAACAAUUCCGUUUCCUUGUAGCAGUAGGUUCAGAACUGUUGGUUCAUGUAAUGGAACUUUCUGUUUGAAGACGAAAAAUGUUUUGACUCUAUGGAACCCUUCAAUCAGACGCAAAGUAAGAGUGCCUGAAUGUCCUCGGAGUUCUAAACUCGCUUUGGGAGGUAUUGGGUUUGGAUUUGACCCAAUCAAUGACGAUUACAAAAUUGUUUGGAUAUCAUAUGAAAAAGACAGUUCAUUUGUUUAUGCGGUGAAGACAGGCACUUGGUGUGAGAUUGCUUCCCCUAAACCUGAGUUUACUUAUGUGCGACGUGAGGCCUUUUUAUUCAAAGGAGUAUUGCAUUGGGAGGUAAAUCAUUUUGACUUAGACUUUUCUUGUAUACUGACAUUCGAUUUGAGCACUCAUGUUUUUGGUAUGAUUCCAUUUUCUGGAUUGGCUCCGGACUGGUUGACGACAAGACUAUCAACCAUCCCAAGACAAGUAAACUUCCAGUUGAUGGAGCUUUUCAAUUCCAACCACAACCGCAAACAACCAACGAGUGUAAUUUGUUGCUCACUACUUAUGGGGAAGGGUUCCAAAUUUAUAAUCCCAAGACAGGGUUGCGAUCAGGAGUACUCGGAUUCAAUGCUUCUUCUAGUUUAA